AACUACGUCGGCAACGGACGGGUACUAAACGGGAGGGAGGCAGAGGAUUAGCAUCACGUGGCUUUAGGGACCGUCUCCGAAUUCCUCUCCAGCACUACGGGUGUUUCAGGUCCUGCAGACAGAUCUACCUUCCCCGGUGACCCACGAGUCUCAAGAGGACACGGGCUGAAAACGAAAAAUAGGACCCGACGCUAGUGCAAGUGCUUAAAGAAGCAAACCUAAGUCUACCGAAUACAUGAUGAUUGUUAUAAUUAAUUAGUCCUUGAGGCUGUCUGAGGCAGUGAAUGCUGGCACGCCUCCCAUUUACACACAAACCGAGGCUCAGAGAAAUUCACCUUUCCUAGAAGUCUCACACCUAAGAGGAUACCAUCCUCCGAUUGGAACUAUGACCUGUUUAACUCCAAAAAUUAAUCAUGUCUGGGAGAGUUCUGCGUUAAGAGCUCAGAGAAAACACGACCAUCUAUCUACAAAACCGAAGCCUAGGAGAGGGGCUUGGGCGUAUAAGGCAAUUUUCAGACACUCCCUGCAGUGGCGAAAGCCCGACCUGUCCUUCAGCCUCGGACUACUGGCGGGUUCUUGCCAAGUGCUAGUGGAGACAGAGUUGUGGUGAGACUCUAAUUUGCUGUGACUCCAACCGUGCCGGGGAAGUCAUGUCGGAGCAUCAGCGGCAGGGCGCCGAGCGCGACCUCUACCGGGACACGUGGGUGCGCUACCUGGGCUAUGCCAAUGAGGUGGGAGAGGCUUUCCGCUCCCUGGUUCCUGCAGCUGUGGUGUGGUUGAGCUAUGGCGUGUCCAGCUCCUAUGUCCUGGCUGAUGCCAUAGACAAAGGCAAGAAGGCAGGAGAGGUGCCAAGCCCUGAAGCAGGCCACAGCACCAGAGUAGCCCUGGCUGUGGUAGACACCUUUGUGUGGCAGUCUCUGGCCUCUGUGGUCAUCCCAGGCUUCACCAUCAACCGUCUGUGUGCUGCCUCUCUCUAUGUCUUGGGUACUAUGACCCGUUGGCCCCCGACUGUUCGAAAAUGGACCACUACCACACUUGGGCUGCUGGCCAUCCCCGUCAUCGUCCACCCCAUAGACAGGUCAGUGGACUUCCUCCUGGAUUCUAGCCUUCGCAAGCUGUACCCAUCAGUUGGGAAGCCCAGCACCCCCUGACCCGGCUCUGGGCCUUGCCUGGGGUUGGCUCACUCACAUCAAAGAACGUGGAUACAUGACUGUUUGGGGUCCAUGGCACUACCAUCUGAGUGGGUUCAAAUUGAUGAGAGCUUAGAGACGAAAGCCCUGGGGCAUAGUGGCUGUAGCGACGCCCAAGGGUGGGACCCAACCCUGUCUGUAUCAGUGGCCUUGGCUGUGCUGAGUGGGAAAGAUCUCUGGCUGGGCCUGUCUUUUGAAGUCCUUUUUAAAAAAGUAUUUAUUUUAUGUGUAUAAGUGUUUUACUUGCAUGUAUGUAUGUGUUUGCACCACCCUUUGAGGUUAGAAGGGGUGAAUAGAUGCCCCUGAAGCUGAAGUUAGGGAUGCUUGUGAGCCACCAUGUGGGUGCUGAGAACUGAAUCUGGUUCCUCUGCAGGAACAGCCAGUGCUCUAACCACUAAAGUACCUCUUAGCCUCCAGGCCUAUCUUCUGAUAGAAAAGUUGUAUCCUCCCAUGGAGGAGAAAGAUAUUAAGUCCCAGGGAGGGGAGGGAGUACUCCUGAGAUCAUGUGACAAUCGAGGACCAGACUUCCAGCUAUUCUAAGUCACUUUGUGCUAAUGUGGCUGAGUGACUUAGGGAAAGACACAGAGGUACAGCAUUUGGGACACUCAGGGCAGAGUCUCUGGCCAGUCCAUCCCUGCUGCAGGAGCUGCUAGGGUCGGGUUUAGAGGCAGGACAAUCACAAACCAAGUGCUACCCAAUAAAACUUUCAAAAAUGACA
This is a messenger RNA of Grammomys surdaster, 1908 nucleotides long. It is a transcript of the gene Mtfp1, whose product is annotated as mitochondrial fission process 1. Gene Ontology annotation, biological process: mitochondrial fission. Gene Ontology annotation, cellular component: mitochondrion. The coding region runs from base 651 to 1151 and encodes 166 amino acids. NCBI's taxonomy places the organism in Eukaryota, Metazoa, Chordata, Mammalia, Rodentia, Muridae. The record is from RefSeq and is a predicted model, not a curated record. The transcript is spliced from 5 exons.